AAUAACAACACGACUCGCAACGCUAUUGGUCCAUUUCUUAACACAAUGACUCUUGUCACUGUGAUUGGUCGAAACAGUGCGCACGUGGAGAUGGAGGGAUUUCCGCAAAGAAUACAAGCAAAACAAGAGUGUAACCGGCAAACACUUCCGUCUUCGCUUUGCUCUUACAUUUUGACAUUAUCGAGUGAAGUGUGAAACCUAAACUUGUUUACAUCCCCGUAGUUUGUAUCAUUAAGUUAAUAUGUUUAAUUUCUUGAUUUUUUGCAUUAAAUAUAUGUUGAAUGCUUUCAUUAGACAUGUCCGUAUUAUAAAUUCCCCUUUGUAGUUGUCCUUUUGCUGUUUGUCCUUAUAGAUAGUACGUAACUAUCUUGAUAGUUAAACGGUGCAAAUGUAAUUUCAUUUAUUUAUUGCUUUCUUCAAUCUUUUUGCAACAAAUAGGCGGUGACCGCUUACAUUAGACUCGUUUUACGUAACUUACUAUGAUUUAUACUUCGUCGUUGUGCAACCGCUUGUGAUAUGAAUAGUGUAUUAUAUGUCUUGAUAAUUAACCAGAGCACACGUCAUCUCCGCUGUGAGCACGACGACCCGGAAGUGUCCGUUUACGAGCUGGGUUGUGUUUUUAAAAAGGAAAUCAACAAACGUGUUUUUUAAUCGCGUUUUCAUGUCGUUUCACUGCAGACAUGCCUCGGUACUGCGCUGUGAGAGUGUGCAGAAACCGCGGGGGAACUGCAUCUCGACAGGACAACAAGAGAAUUAGCUUCUACCCCUUUCCUUUGCAAGACCAGUCCAGGCUUCAGAGAUGGGUGGACAACAUGAAGCGGGAGGAGUGGACCCCGAGUCGACAUCAGUACCUGUGCAGCGAACAUUUUACAGAGGACUGCUUCGAUGUUCGAUGGGGCAUCCGCUACCUGAAGAACACCGCCAUCCCGACCAUGUUUCCCUCCUCUCAGGAUGAUGGUGAGAAUAAAGUUGUAAUCAUUAAUAGAAGACCCAAGUCCAAACCCGCGACUAUUGACAUCGAGUCGACAGGAUUUGACUCUCCUCUCAGCAAGAGGCCGCUCAUUUUGAGCAGAACUUGUAGAAUUGUCCAGCUGGGUACAACAAACUGCGUCGUUGCCAAAGACCCAGAGGGGCUAUUUGAACUUCCUCUGGUGUCGGACACCGGGAUCUCCCGUCAUUCAGAUAUCUUCGAGAUGCAGACGGCUCCAUGUGGGUUACCAGGUGACAGUGGGAGGCCAACUGUGUCCUGCCUUGCACUGUCCUCGUGCAACGAGCCCCGUCCUAAAGUGCAGACGGACUCUAUUGGGACCGAGCUGUGCUGUGAGUCACUGGGUCUUUCCUCGGAUGGAGAAGAAAACGUGGACGCAGCGCUGGGCCACCAGACGUACAGCUUUGUCCCCAUCAGAAUGGUCACGAACGAGCCCACGGCCUCCUUUUUGGAGGAGAGGGGACCCUGCGAGGGAGAGCACAUUUCUGUUUACGAGCACUCGUACUGCAGAUCGGACACGGAGGGCAAUCGGCUUUGGCGUAAGAUCUUGAGUUUGCAUGCAAAGAUCUUGGAACUGGAUCACCGAGAGGAGAGCACCUUGGCCAAAGUCCGUGCGCUGGAGACUGAGGUGGCCCUCCUGAAGAGAGACGGCGCUGUGUUCAAAAAGAAGCAGAACACUUUGGAAGAUCACACAUCUUCGACGUUGCGCUGAUUUUUCAAGCGCCGGAUUCUGAACCGGCGACUGUGGCUCGGUGAUGGAGCAGGGUCGUCCUUCAAUCGGAGGAUCGGCGGUUCGAUUCCCCGGCUCCGCUAAACCAUGUCGAUCUGUCCUUCGGCAAGACACUUUGCUCCCGUAGCUGUGCCGACGGUGUUUGAGCGUUGUAUGAAUGCGAGUUUGUGGACUGAUGGGCAGGUGGCACCUUCAGGGUUCGUACGGUCAUGGAAAACCUGGAAAAGUCAUGGAAUUUUAAAAUGGUCAUUUCCAGUCCUGGAAAAGUCAUGGAAAAAACUUAAAUCAUCAAAGUUUUGGAAAAGUCAUGGAAAUUUGUUAUAAGCACAUGUUCAUUUACGCCGAAUUUGAAAUAAUUAAUAUAUUUUUUUAAAGAAAGACGCUCAAAAUAUAAGCCGGUGUACGCUCUCAAUACGCAACAUUUUCUAAAUUGUUCAUGUUUAUACCGAGAUUUCAGUUUGGUCAUGGAAAUUUGGUUUAAAGUCCUGGAAAAGUCCUGGAAAUCCAUUGGUCAAAAUGUGUAAGAACCCUGACCUUGAAUGGCAGCCCCUCCCUUCAGUGUGUAAACGGGUGAAUGACGAAAUGUAGUGUUACAUUGCUUUGAUUGGUCGGAAAACUAAAAACUCCGGUUUGAACUAGUGGGAGUGGAGAGAUUUGUUAACAUUGACUUGCUUGCUGCAACGUUGCACAAAACGAGUCCUAUAAAACUCUUUGUUCUGCAAUAUUGCUCUCAUGUCCGUGUUGGUCCACAUGCUGGCCCUGAUGACCAUCUUCAAUGAAGCCUUGCUUGUUGCUGUGCUUCACUGAUGCAUAAUCACAUGUUUACAGUUGCCAUUAUUGGAUCUCAAUUGUGAUCAAUACAUUAUCACAGCGUAUUAAUGAUUCACGAUGAAUUGUAUUGAUUUCCUCUUAAGCUCUGGUAUUUACUUGACUGGAACAGCUGCUGUCGGCUCUGUUUAAUCACAUCAAAUCCAUUCUCGACUGUCCUCGAACCACCUCAUUCAGACGUGUAAUGACCCUGACUUUGUUCCCUUGCAGUAAUAUCCAUGUGUGCGGAGGCUCAUUUUGAUUCUGUGCGGCCCUUGGUUGGUGAAACCAGCCUCUCAUUCUGGGAGGUCUCCUGCCGGCCCAAAGAGAUUCUGCUUUACAGAAAAAAUCCUCUAUGGAUUUAUUUUGCAGUCCAAUAAAGUGAAUCAUAAAUGUGCGUCUUUCAGCAGGGGGCUGUGUUUGUGUCCACUCGGUCCUGGGUAGCAUUUACAGAAAUAUACAAAAAAAUGUAUCAAACAUGUCAGUGGACGAUGUAUUUAUGUUUCUCUGUCUAUGUGAAAGACAUUUCAGCUUCA
This is a messenger RNA of Pseudoliparis swirei, 3061 nucleotides long. Its product is annotated as THAP domain-containing protein 5-like. NCBI's taxonomy places the organism in Eukaryota, Metazoa, Chordata, Actinopteri, Perciformes, Liparidae. The record is from RefSeq and is a predicted model, not a curated record. Gene Ontology annotation, cellular component: nucleus. Bases 681 to 1700 code for a protein of 339 amino acids. The transcript has 3 exons.